This is a messenger RNA of Planococcus citri (citrus mealybug), 858 nucleotides long. RefSeq lists its product as uncharacterized. The coding region runs from base 118 to 858 and encodes 246 amino acids. The record is from RefSeq and is a predicted model, not a curated record. NCBI's taxonomy places the organism in Eukaryota, Metazoa, Arthropoda, Insecta, Hemiptera, Pseudococcidae. The transcript is spliced from 10 exons.
UCAUAGUUAACAGUCAAUACCUAUAGGUACACGAUCGUGCGUCAAAUAACUAUUAAAAAGACACUUGCAUAUCGACAAAAAAGAAUAGCGAUCGCUGUCACACUGCUGUAAAGUAAAAUGGAAGUUCAAAUCUACGUUGUUUAUUGCUUCCUCAUCGCAUCUUUAAACGCAUUCACAUUAUUGCCGUCGUUUUUCGAUUCAACGUCAACUUUGGGUCAAAAUGAAGCCUAUGAUACGCUUUCUCUUCAAAAUCAAGUUCCAGUUCCUAAUCCAAGCAAUAUUGAUCUACUCCAGAAUGAUUCGUUGAAAGAGAGUGUUAUAGAACCAGCUUUAGUAUUAUCUCGUUUGAAAUUGAUGUUGGAUUCACCAUAUCGAGAUGCUCAAGAAUAUGCAGCAAAAAAAGCCAAAGAACUAACGAUGAACUUGGAACACAAUACGAAUAAACUCAUAUCGUUUACUUUAGGUGGAGUUCAUUUAUUGGUAGAUUUGGGGACAAAAGGAGGUCAGACUAGGUUACGAAAUUUGAACGAAGCUCAAUCGUAUAUGGAAUAUUUUGGAGGAAUAAUAGCAUAUUUCUCAUCUUGGGUUACAAACUGGUUUGUUACGGAAUUAAAUAAUAGAGACGUAAAACAAGACCAUAAGCCAGACAAAAAAGAUGAUGCUAAUGAUUCCACGCAUUCUACCGCUCCUCAUCAAGACGAAAAAGGAAGCGGAUCUGACUUGUCAAAAAAUGGAUCCAAAGUUGAAAAAAAACAUGCGAAAAACUCAAGUGAGAUCGAUUCAUCGAAUGAAUCGGGAAAUCAGGGCACUGAGAAACAUAAAACGGUGUUAAACUCAGUAAGUAUGCUCUAUUGCUGA